AUGCAUUCUUUCGAUGUUUUAUUUUCCACGCUGGCGGCUUUGGCUGCAAGUGUCGGCGCGACACCUUUGAACUCUCGUCAAGCAGCUUCAUGGCCCGAUCCCGAAGCUUGUACGGGCAAUUGUACCUAUGUCCACGAUCCUAGCGUCAUCAGAAGAUCGGACGGAACAUGGUUUCGGUUCUCAACUUUAGGUAAUAUCGCGAUUGCAACGGCUCCAUCUCUUACCGGACCAUGGACUUAUGAGGGAGCAAUGUUGCCAGAUGGAAGCUCCAUCGAUGUCAUUGCGGGCCAGGGACUCUGGGCCCCUGAUGUAAGCCUCCUAGACGGCACUUACUAUGCAUACUAUGCAGUGUCCUCCAGCGGAAUUCAAACGUCAGACAUCGGGGUCGCAACCUCCUCUUCAGCAGAUGUCGGUACCUGGACCGACCAUGGCAGCAUAGGAAUCCCCAAGUCAUCAGCGUAUAACCUCAUCGACCCAAAUUUCUUCCAACAAUGCGAUACCUGCCAGAACUACUUUUCCUUCGGGUCUGCAUGGCAGAUGAUCUAUCAAACGGAGCUGAAUACGGACUGGACAUCUUGGUCUGGCGAGACACCUAGCCAGUUGGCGUACAAUGGAAGCGGAAGCACGUUUGAAGAAGGCAGUUUCCAGUUCUGGUGGCCGGUCGAUGGUACGGACUAUUAUUACUUGUUUUUCUCGAGUGGAGCUUGCUGCAACACGCCACCGAAUCUUGCGCCGGCGGGAGAUGAGUACAAGAUCAUGGUGUGCCGAUCUACCUCACCAACGGGCCCGUUCACGGAUGAGGCGGGGAAUAACUGCCAGACUGGGAAUGGGGGGACUCUUGUUCUUGGGAGCCAUGGUAGUAAUGUAUACGCACCGGGUGGUCAAGGUGUAAUCGUUGACCCGGAUUCUGGUCUGAUCGCAUUGUAUUAUCACUAUGUGAAUCCGACAAUUGGCUACAAUUUCGAUCAAUUCCUCUUUGGGUUCAAUUACCUCGACUUCUCGUCUGGGUGGCCAGUCGUUACCUCCUGA
This is a messenger RNA of Mollisia scopiformis, 1029 nucleotides long. RefSeq names its product endo-1,5-alpha-L-arabinosidase. The transcript is spliced from 3 exons. Bases 1 to 1029 code for a protein of 342 amino acids. Gene Ontology annotation, molecular function: arabinan endo-1,5-alpha-L-arabinosidase activity. Gene Ontology annotation, biological process: carbohydrate metabolic process. NCBI's taxonomy places the organism in Eukaryota, Fungi, Ascomycota, Leotiomycetes, Helotiales, Mollisiaceae. The record is from RefSeq and is a predicted model, not a curated record.